CUCCACUUCAUCCAGAUCGACACUCACUUUUCAAUCUCACCAUCUGGUCGUGGUGUCACUCUCGCUUCAUAUCAUGUGCUAAACUUGGGAGAUCACACACUAUGCCGGCCACCUUCAUCGCGUGUCUCCAUCUCUAGGGGUCCUACUCCGCCACGUCCCGUCUCACUCGCCCGCCGCAGAUGUCGUGAGAGUACUACCUCUAGUGUUGGGUAGAUCUCGAAGACGUGGAUCCGGAUCAUAGACGGAGGGAUGAACAUGUCCAUAUUACAGUCGACUGGCACCGUACCAACCUCCGCAGUUACAAACACCUCAUUACUCGCCGCGCAAUCUCUCGGCAACUCCACCGCUCGUUUCUCCCUAUCUUCCUACCCGCGCGAACUGUUGACACUGCCGCUUCGGGGCCUCUAUCAGGCGGAGACUCUGGCAUUCUCGACGAUCCCUCGACAGAUUGCCGGGAUGGCGACAUACCUUUGGCGCUCAGGGCCGGCCACGGGGCCAGGGAGUGACGCCGUGGCGGCCACAACGCAGGCGGUUGCGGGAGCCGCGCAGGACGGAAUGGCAGAUGCCGCAGACUCGGGUUUGCAUUUUGCGGACUUUUUCCAGGCGGUCGUGAAGUUCAGCGGGCUCUUUUCUUAUUUGACCAGUCGCUGGUCGUUGGCCUGCUUUACCGUGGGCCUCGUCUUGAAUAGAAUCACCAUCUACGCAUCCACGCGCCGCCAUCUCAACCUCGACUGGCACCGACGGCUCUCCUUACGCAUCAUCCCCAUCGUCCUGUUCAUAACCCAGAUCUUCACACUACUCCGCGCCAUGCGAUGCCAGUCCUCCCCGGAUUAUCCCCUCAUGCGCUACGGCACUCCCGGAAAGCGACUCUCGCUCGACCAUGCGGGUGGCGGGGGCUUUCUCUACUCCCUCGCAUCCACUCUGAUACCGUGGGAAGCAGACGACCAAUCAUGCAGUGCGGUCCAUAUGUCUCGUUCGGUUAAUUCCACCGAUAUCCCCUAUGGCUCCUUUAGGUUCUUGUGGCCGGUAUUUUUACGCCUCUGUCUAAGCCACUUUGUCGAAACAUUGUCCUGCGCGCUGCAGGGGAGGGUGGUUGUCACCGAAGCCGGCAUGUCAAUCUUCGAGCAUUCCCUGGCCUUUGCCGAAGCAGAGUCGACCAUCUCGCAAUCUCUUGGGCUGGGGCUGUUUGGUCUCCCCAAGGCGAAUAUUUCCAAAGCCGAUUCCGGUGCAUCCAGUCAAUCGGCGCUACAUCUACUCACCCGGGCUCAGGUCUUGGAACGCAUGAAUGUGACCCCGGAGCUACUCCUCAUUGCUCUGAUAUCCUGUUGCAACAGUUUGACAUCGAACAUUCUGGAUGUCUUUGGGAAGCAGAGCCGGUAUCGUUUGCUCAACACCGGUUUCUGGGGGUUUUGUUACAUGUCCGCGAUGGCAUGGGGUUUGAUGAGCGGCGGCUCGGCAGGGGCGGAGGAUUUGGUUCUCAAAUUCCCCACGGUAUGCAUCGUGGGAUUUGUCCCGCAUCUUCUCAUUUUGCUGGGGAUUAUCAUGUGCGGGGUGAUUUACGGCGUGGCUCUGUUUAUUACCGCCUUAUCCCUGCCUACCGACGGCUCCGAGCCCCUAUCUGUCCGACAACGACUUGCUCUGGCCCACGAAAACAUGCAAGGGUCCACACAGAUGCACAGCAUCCGCCUGAACAGGCAUGAUGACUUUUACACAACGCUUCUGAGGAUCGGAUACACCGUCCUCACGGCUGCCAGUGAAGCUGUAUUUCUCAACGAAGGCCAAGGCGUUGUUGCGCGGAACAUGACGUGGCUAGAAGAUGAGAGACUAUCAGAACUCGAAUCCCUCAGGAAGACCCACCCGUCUCGACCUAGUCACGAUAACACCACGGGAAUGGCUUUGGAGGGUCAAGACGCGAUCGAAUUCGCUAUCCCGGAAGCACCCUCGGAAUGGGAGAGUGGAUAUGGGAAGGAGAGAAAGAUCGAGAAACCGAAACAUGGCACUCGACCCGCGCGAUCUCAGAUCGACCCAGGUGUAGGCGCACUUCGAAGCGCCGCCAGGUAUUACCACGGCUUCUCUUUCUUCCGCAGCAUCUUCUAUCUUCUUCUCCGGUGGAUUGCCUACGGGCUUGACAAGUUGUUAAGCAAGUGCGGCAUCAGUCGCCGACCACAGUGGUUGAAGACAAUCCUGGGAGCGCGCGUAAGAGGGCCGCAGGAGGCUGUCCGCGCCCGCCGUGGAGAAUCCCUAGACUUCUGGAUCCUAGACGACGACGGGGGGUUAGAACUGCCCAGCAACCACGAAUUUGACGUGGAAACGGAAAUGCGGAAACGGGAGCGCUUGAGUCUAGCCGACUGGGAGCAGUCAGACGAGCGCCGGCUGGACGAGAAACUCUACAACUGGUGGAAAGCCGGGGGCUCUUGGGGCGAUCAAGACCAAACGCCUGACUUUGCCCCACCCAGCGACGACUGGGACGACACAACCAGCGUCGUGUCAAUGUCGACCACCACUGACUCGGAGUGGGAGGAUGAGUCCGACGGGCGCCGCACACCCACCCAACAAGACCCGUACCCGGGCCGCUUCUCCCGCGAAAGCACCCCGCCCCAGGAACCGCUCAUGGACAUCAGUUCCUUCGCCCGUCUCCUCGACCCACGAGACCAGGAAAGCCGACAGGAGGCGCGCAUCCUCGCCGCGCACCUCGCAGCAGGCCAAGACGGACGCAUCAUGACCCGCCGCCAAUACCAAGCGCAGGUCGAACGCGACCGAGCCAAGGUCCUGCUCUCCCGAGUCCAAUCCCAGCGCUCAGGCCGCGACAAGCGCAAGCCCACCCCCGAAGAAGAAUCCGAGCAACUCGAGAAACUCAUCCUCUCGCGCCGGUCCGAACCGGCAGCUUCAUCUGCCUCCGCGUCCCACGAACAAACCUGGGAAUCGGGCGCCUCCGGCCUCGGCCCCAGUGGUCCCCCUUGUGUAGUGUGCCAGACGAGCCCCCGAUCCAUCAUCACCUGGCCGUGUCGCUGUCUGUGCGUGUGCGAGGACUGCCGAGUCAGCCUUGCUAUGAAUAAUUUUGGCAGCUGUGUUACUUGCCGCCAGGAGGUUGGGGGGUUUGUACGCUUAUGGGUGCCGUAGAUUUGUUUGUUGUACAUGUCUUCUUAUCUUCGUCUAUUACUUUACAUUAAUCAAU
Molecule: messenger RNA, 3175 nt
Organism: Aspergillus candidus
Lineage: Eukaryota; Fungi; Ascomycota; Eurotiomycetes; Eurotiales; Aspergillaceae
Product: putative ubiquitin-protein ligase (Asi3)
Exons: 2
Coding region: 250-3120 (956 amino acids)
Biological process (GO): protein ubiquitination; ubiquitin-dependent protein catabolic process
Molecular function (GO): ubiquitin protein ligase activity
Source: RefSeq, a predicted model, not a curated record